This is a messenger RNA of Prunus armeniaca (apricot), 561 nucleotides long. Lineage: Eukaryota; Viridiplantae; Streptophyta; Magnoliopsida; Rosales; Rosaceae. The record is from the annotation of a GenBank genome assembly.
AUGCCGAGGAUAGACUCAAAACGGUUGCCUCUCAGGCUCAAAAGGUCAUGCACUGAUGUACUCAAUUCAUCUUUGAUGGCUGACAUUGUUACAAAACAAUGGAUUCAAAUUCAGCGGCUUGAGCAGGCUCUUCAUAUUACACAAAAUUCAAAGGAAUAUGGUUCCAGUGACCAUCUAGUAGAUGCAACUUUGCCUGCUACUGAAGUCAAAUCAUCAGAACUGAGUAUAAGGAAUGGAGAAACAAAGACUUCCGUAGCUUCCGGAAAUGAGCAUGUUGGGGAGAAGCAAUUAACGGAUGUCUUAGUUAAUUGCACAGUUGUGACUGAUAGUGAAGAAAGAGAUCUCGAGAAUAUUUUUGCUAGUCUCAGUCUAAAGCCUUCGAAUCUUCCUGCUCGAGAUGCUCCUUGGAAGUGGAGUCUAAAGCACAAGAUGCUGAGGAUAGACUCGAAACGGUUGCCUCUUAGGCUCAAAAGGUCAUGCGCUAAUAUGGCUGACAUUGUUACAGACAAUGGAUUCAAAUUCAGCGGCUUGAGCAGGCUCUUCAUAUUACACAAAUUUUGA